This is a messenger RNA of Schizophyllum commune H4-8, 1752 nucleotides long. RefSeq lists its product as uncharacterized. The record is from RefSeq and is a predicted model, not a curated record. Lineage: Eukaryota; Fungi; Basidiomycota; Agaricomycetes; Agaricales; Schizophyllaceae. Bases 271 to 1485 code for a protein of 404 amino acids. The transcript has 5 exons.
CGGCACAGUGGGACUCCCGCACCCACUGAUGUGGGCCGGGCGGCUUCGCGAUGGUCGCCUGCAUAAAAGCGCACGGCGCCGAUUACGACCUCCGCUUCUGCCCCCACCGCCCUUUUCCCUCCUUAUCCUGCCAUUCGUUAGGGCUGCGCCCAGUCAUACGCCCGGCGCCUCUGUGACUUCCUUCGACCUUCCGACACAUUCCUUUCGUUUUCAGCAGGCUACCUUUCCCUACUACAAGUCUUCACGUACGGACCGACCCUACCCUUCAUAAUGUACUCCACUUCCAUUCUGUAUGCCCUCGCGUCGACGGCGAUGCUUGCAUCGGCCCUCCCAACGCGCAUGAUCAGGCGGUCCGAUGCUGAUAUCACGGUCCUCAAGUUCGCCGACGUCCUCGAGCAGCUCGAGAGCACCUUCUACUCGCAGGCGCUGUCCAAAUUCCAGGAAAGCGACUUCACCGGAGCAGGCUUCGCCGAUGCGCAAGUCCCUAUCCAGCAAUUCGCGAGCAUACAGCGCGACGAGGCGACACACUCCGCCCAGUUGCAGGCUGCGCUUGCCGCCUCUGGCGCGUCUCCUGUCAGCGGCUGCCAGUUCAACUUCGACUCCGUGCUCGGUGAUGUCUCAACCAUGGCCGCAACCGCGCGCCUGGUCGAGCUCGUCGGUGUCAGCGCGUACAUCGGUGGCGCGUCCCUCAUCGAGGACAAGAACGUCUUGAACGCCGCUGCUUCUAUCCUGACGAUUGAAGCUCGUCACCAGACUGUGCUCAACCUGCUCAACGGCGGCACGACUGUUCCGGCCUCGUUCGACGCUGGUUUGACACCCAGCGAGGUGCUUGCGAUUGCUGGAGGCUUCAUCUCUGGCUGUGAUGUUGGCAUUCCGGCCAACCCUACUUUGACGGUCACCAACACUGACACCGUCAUGCCCGGCACGCUGUUGACGUUCCAGUCCGACGCGAUCAACGGCAGCACUGAUGGCAUGUUCUGCCAGAUGCUCCUUGCCGGUGAGCCCAACACGAUUGCGCUCCCCCUGGCCGAGUGCAAGGUCCCGGACAACUUCAACGGCCCCGUCGCGCUCUUCGUCACCUCCGACGGCCAGCCGCUGCUCAACAACGUCAACGACCGCGCCACCUCGCAGCUCGUCGCCGGCCCGACCAUGGCCUUCGUCGACAGCCAGCAGGAGCAGCUCUCCCUCCUCGUGAAGACCAACAACGCCGCCGCCGGCUCUGGCAGCUCCGUGUCCGUCGAGAGCGUCUCUACCCAGACCGUCUCGCCCGAGGAGGCCUCCGCCAUCCUCGCCAGCGCGACGGCGGGCGGGUCCGGCGCGGCGGCCACUGGCGCCUCGGGCUCCGACGCCGCUGCCGCUGCCCAGGUCACCGCGGGCACGCCCUCGCCCAACGGCGCGUCGCCCGACGGCAAGCUCAUCGUCAACGGCCUCUCGACCGUCUCCGACUCCGCGACCUCUGCCGCGGCGCCGUCGGCGUCCGCGUAAGUCACUAUGCUCAUGAGCGAUCGCAGUGAGAUAUUUGGGACGGGCUUUUACGGGGCGAGCACGGACUCUGAUGACCACCUUUCUUGAUACCAUUCGGACUAUUCAUGCUUGGACAUUACAGACUCGGAAGGACAGUACACACUCUAUUUCACCGUACUGAUAACUUGCUCUACUGGAUGUAGGGAUUCGUAGUUUAGUAUAUAUAAGGAGCGGGCGUGUGGCGUCCUUGCUGCACCAUUUUCCGUGAGAGAAAUCAUCUGAAGGCGU